Dioscorea cayenensis subsp. rotundata (Guinea yam) is the source of this 1259-nucleotide messenger RNA. RefSeq names its product zinc finger protein CONSTANS-LIKE 2. The record is from RefSeq and is a predicted model, not a curated record. Gene Ontology annotation, molecular function: protein binding; zinc ion binding. The coding region runs from base 81 to 1133 and encodes 350 amino acids. Gene Ontology annotation, cellular component: nucleus. Lineage: Eukaryota; Viridiplantae; Streptophyta; Magnoliopsida; Dioscoreales; Dioscoreaceae. Gene Ontology annotation, biological process: regulation of flower development. The transcript is spliced from 2 exons.
UCCCCAAAACAUCACCCACAAAGGAAAAAACUGUUGGACUCAAUUCCUAUGCUUUGUUACCAAAAAAUCAUAAAAUCCAGAUGAACUCAGAAGAUAUAAGCGGCUCCGGCAGAAGAAUAGGCGCCGAGAGCGGUGGAGGAUGGGCGAGAGCUUGCGACGUGUGCCGGGGAGCCCCAUGCUCGGUGUUCUGCCGCGCCGACGAAGCCUACCUCUGCGCGAGCUGCGACGCUCGCGUGCACGCUGCCAACCGAGUCGCCUCACGCCACGAGCGCGUCUGGGUCUGCGAAGCCUGCGAGCGGGCCCCGGCCACCCUCACUUGUCGCGCUGACAACGCCGCUCUUUGCCCCGCUUGUGACGCCCAGGUCCACUCGGCCAACCCACUCGCACGCCGCCACCAGCGCGUGCCUAUUCUCCCCAUCCAGCCCGGCAGGCUCAUUCUUGGCCCUGAUUUCCCCCAGGUGACUGAUAGAGAAACCAAUGAAGUAACCUGUGAGGACGAAGACGAAGCUGCCUCUUGGCUUCUCCCUGAGCCUGCUAAAAACAAUGUGGAGUUUUUAUUCGACGGUGAGGUCGAUGAGUAUUUGAAUUUUGCUGAGUAUAACAACACCCUUAUUGGAGAAUGUGAGUGUGUUGUGCCAGUGCAACAACAACAACAACAACAUCAAGCUCAACAACAAGAACUACAAGAACAACACCAGAGCUAUCAAAUGGAGAUGGAGUAUGAGGUGCCCAAGCCUGGCUUCACUUACACUGCUUCCCUUAGUCACAGCGUUUCUUUAUCAUCAAUGGAGGCAAGUGUAGUACCAGAUACAACCAUGACUGAUAUCUCAAACUGCCGCAUAAGGCCAGCAAAAGGGACCAUAGACUUGUUCUCAGGAGCUCCAAUCCAAAUGGCAGCACAAUUCACUCCCAUGGACAGAGAAGCCAGAGUUCUCAGAUACAGGGAGAAGAAGAAGGCCCGGAAAUUCGAGAAGAUGAUACGGUAUGCUUCGAGGAAGGCUUAUGCCGAAACCAGGCCUCGAAUCAAAGGCCGGUUUGCGAAGAGGUCUGAGGUUAAGCUCAAAGUAGCUGAUCAGACGUUCUCUGCAUCUAUGGUUUCUGAAAGUAGCUAUGGCAUUGUCCCCUCUUUCUAAUAGUAGUAGCAGUAGAAGAUUAGGAGUGCUUGCAGAAGAGUCAUACAGCUAUUUGGGAGACUUCUUACCGUCUCUUCCUUUUUCUCUAGGGUUUAAUUGUUUAAUGCAAUGAACACUUUAUGCUGA